Carassius gibelio (silver crucian carp) is the source of this 7722-nucleotide messenger RNA. Its product is annotated as NACHT, LRR and PYD domains-containing protein 12-like. The transcript is spliced from 7 exons. The coding region runs from base 1 to 1455 and encodes 484 amino acids. The record is from RefSeq and is a predicted model, not a curated record. NCBI's taxonomy places the organism in Eukaryota, Metazoa, Chordata, Actinopteri, Cypriniformes, Cyprinidae. Gene Ontology annotation, molecular function: protein binding.
AUGCGCUCUCCUGGAGGCCUCACACUCAUGCACCCUCGCAGCGAGCACUGUCACUAUUUUUUCUCUCUAUGCAGGCUACAUAGGUGUUAUCUCACUGCCCAUUCAUGUGACAGUCUUUCAUCAGCUCUACAAUCUUCAAACUGUAUCCUGAGAGAGCUGGACUUGUAUAACGAUGACCUGCAGGAUUCUGGAGUGAAGUUGCUUUCUCUUGGAUUGAAGAGUCCAAACUGUAAGAUAAAGAUACUAAGGAUUUCCUUAUGUAAUCUCACUGCUCAGUGCUGUGAGAGCUUGUCGUCAGUUCUACAAUCACCAAACUCUGUCCUGAGAGAGAUGGAUCUAAGUAACAAUGACCUCCAGGAUUCAGGAAUGAAGCUUCUUUGCGAUGGACUGAAAACUCCAAAGUGCCAGCUGGAGAUACUGAGAUUUUCCUCAUGUAAUCUCAAAGCUCAGUCCUGUAAGAGUUUGUCAUCAGUUUUGCAAUCCCCAAACUGUGUUCUGAGAGAACUUGAUCUGAGUAACAAUGACCUCCAGGAUUCAGGAGUGAAGCUGCUCUCGAGUGGACUGAAAAGUCCAAAUUGUCAGCUGGAGAUACUGAGGUUGUCUGGCUGUAUGGUGACAGAGGAAGGCUGUGGUUACGUGUCUUCAGCUCUGAGUUCAAACCCCUCAUACAUGAGAGAGGUGGAUCUGAGCUACAAUCACCCAGGAGAUUUAGGAGUCAAGCUACUCUCUGAAAAACUCAAGACUCCCAACUUUAGUCUGGAGAAACUCAAUUUGAAUCAUAGAGGAGAAUCCAGGAUUACUGCAGGACUGAAAAAAUAUGCCUGUUUUCUCACACUGGAUCCAAACACUGCAAACACUGCACUCAUUCUGUCUGAGGAGAACAGAAAAGUGGCCCGUGUGAGUGAGAAACAGCCAUAUCCUGAUCAUCCAGACAGAUUUGAUUAUUGGGAACAGGUGUUGUGUAGAGAGAGUGUGUGUGAACGGUGUUACUGGGAGCUGGAGUGGAGUGGGAAUAAGGGUGUGUAUAUAUCAGUGUCAUAUAAGAGCAUCAGCAGGAAGGGAGGUUAUGAGUGUUUGUUUGGAAAUAAUGAUCAGUCCUGGAGUUUGAUCUGCUCUCCUGACAGUUACUCAUUCAAACACAAUGACACACAGACUCAUCUCCCCGUAGAGCCAAUCAGCAGCAGAACAGAUGUAUGUGAUGAUCACUAUAUAACAGGAGAGUGUGAUGAUGAUCAAUAUAUAACAGGAGAGUGUGAUGAUGAUCACUAUAUAACAGGAGAGUGUGAUGAUGAUCACUAUAUAAUAGGAGUGUUUGUGGAUCACAGUGCAGGAACUCUGUCCUUCUACAGCGUCUCUGACACAAUGAGCCUCAUCCACACAGUCCAGACUACAUUCACUCAGCCGCUCUAUCCUGGGUUUAAGGUUGGUUUUGGAUCAUCAGUGAAACUGUGUUGAUGAAUCAGAAUAGACUGACGAGAGAUUCGACCCAUAAUACUUGCAAAAUCAUUCAAAUUCAUUACAUGAAUUUGAUGAAGAACGGGCCAGGGGCGUCGCUUAUUACAUCCGAGAUCAAAUGACACAUCCAAGAUGAUUUCAUCGUGCUAAUCCUGAUCCGGCUAAUUGGGUUCUUCGAACACACCUGUUGUGUAUGAUUAGUAUCGCUGGAUUGAGUUAUCUGAGAUAAUUGCGCAUUCAUGUGUUGGCUUAAAAGGGGAUAUGUAUUGAUACUCAAAACCAUAAUCAGCAGUGCAGCGAUUGGCUGGUGGCAAGACUGGACUUUUAUAAGGAAACAGCCAAGCAAACAAAAACUACAUAAAUGUUAUAAUAGAUACAUGAAACAAAUAAUAGAUAAAUGUUUUUAUUUUAUUUUAUUUUAUUAUAAUUUUUUUCAUGAUUCCCAAUUAUUUAGAUUCACAAUUUAUAAUAGUUGUGCAGUCUUUACAUUUUUAUUUCAAUGUAGAAAUUAUCUAUUCAUUUCAUUUUAUAUUUGGACAGAUUUGUUACAUGACAGCAUUAAUGAAAGUUUCUUAAGGGUCAAUAUCAUGUUAUCUGCAUCUCCUGCAUUCCAUUAAGCCACUCUUAUAAUAGCAGUCAUCACUCAAAAUAAUGCACGACUCUAUUAUCUGUAUAGCAUGUGUGUAAGACUCUAAUACAAUUAUGAAGUAAUAAUUUUGACAAAUAAAUAUUUCUGUGAGUAAAACUGGCUGUGUCUAUAGUAGGCUGUUAUCGACUACACAACAUUUUUAUUAUUAUUUUUUUUUUAAGAAUUUAUGAUUAUUAUUUUAAAUUAUUGUCCCUGGAUCAGUACGAUAGUCUUGUAAUAAAGUAGCGGUAGUAGCAGACAUAUUUUGAGUAUCAGUUCUGGUUGAAAAGAAGCGAUCUAAUCCUGUUUCCAUGAAAUAAGCUGCUCCCGAGCAGGUUUAAGCUAACGGACCUGUUGCUAUGACAGCAGCUCCGGGAUGAGCUUCGAAGAACCAAAAGAUCCAAGAUCACGCCAAAUCGUCCACAUUCAAAUCCAGCUAACUGAGUUAGCGACGUACGAAGAAUGGGCCCCAGGAGUUGGCAACCUUUUGGCCAUGAAGUGCUAUUUAAAUCUUUCUGGUUAACCACUGUUCCAAAAAAUCACCCCCUCCCAACCACCUCACUUCACCUCCACCAUUUUUAAAACUCAUGCUGUAUUUAUGUACUACAUAAAGAUUUUUAAGAAAAAAAAUGUGUAAAUAUUUUUUGGGAAAAUAACUUUUCAUAAUCCUAAAAGUUUAUUUUAAUGUUUAAAUUAUAAUUUGAAUAACAGAAUAAACAGUGUGACCCUACUGAAUGCCACGUGUCUAAUAUUAAAUGAAUUUCACAUUGCAAAUUUUCUUCUUACCUCACUCUCUUUCAAUGUUAAACUAAUAUAGACAUUAAGAUCAGUCAUUUAUUCAAAACAUGCCAUUAAAUAUGUUAUAAUCCAUGUGAUUUUUCUCUAUUGUUUGUAAUAAAACACAAUGACAAAUCAACUUGAAAUCAUAUUUUAGAGACUUGAAUGUGUGGAUGCUAUAUGAAUUAUGACUAUAAUUGAUUCCUCACAAGGCCGAAAUGAGCUUCAUGAGAGUUCCUGACAUUAUGAAACAUGACAUUAAUCACAAGCCUCUGAUUUGGGAUGCUAUUGUGGUAGAGAGUGAAGAGGUUUCAUCUAAAUCAUCAACAUGCAUUUCCCUCCUGAAGCUGCUUACAAAAAAUUUGCAUUAUUUGCAUUAGACAUAACCAUAGCUAUAGGCACACCUGAUAUAGAUCAGAGGCCUCAUUUAAAGACAAAGGUAUGUUUUUGAAGACUGUAAGUAGUUUUGGGGUGUUUUCAAUACUUUAUUUACAUUAAAAUAAAAGUUUUGGAACAGUGUACUAGAAAUGCCUAUGCAGUUACACUGUUAUUUACAGUUCUUAUUGUUUUAUUGUUCUGCAAUGAUUUAUAGGGUUUAUAUGAUGUCAUUUUAAAGGUAAAUAUUGUGUUUAUUUGGUGUAACAAUGUUUUUUGAACAUAAAAGCAUGUCAGCAUAUUCUUUUUCAAAUAUUGUACAUUAUUGUAGGUCCUCUAUGCCCUUCUUCUCUCCACAUCAUUUUCUACAAAGCCACUCCUACCAACAAGCACUGUCUGCUUUGAUUGGCCAGCUGACCCAGUGCAUUGUUAUUGGCCUAACACCACAAGCAAUGAAUAAAGCUGACUCCACUCUGAUGUAAGUGAUGUAAAGGUUACACUUUAUUUCGAUAGUCCACUUUAGACAUUCUACUGACUAUAAGUAACUUUGUAGCUACAUGUCAACUACAUAUCAACUAAAUCUCAGAAAUUUGGAACUACAUGUCUACUAACUCUCAGAGUAGACUGUUAGGGUAGGUUUAGGGUUAGUGUUAGGGGUAGGUUUAGGCUUAGUAUAAGUUGACAGUUAGUUGACAAAGAAAGUGUUAGAAGAUAUUAAGCAGACAGUCUGCUAAGACUCUACUAACUGCUAGUUGACAUGUAGUUGCAAAGUUACUUACUGCUAGUAGAAUGUCUAAAGUGGACUAUCAAAAUAAAGUGUUACCAAUGUAAAUUAGCCUCUGCACAGCCAGACUUGUAGGCUGCAAAGUUUGUAGCCUUGAAAGUUGAAAGCUAACCUCUCCUUGGCUUACAAAACUGUCUUCCAUAAAAUGUGUUGCACGAACUCGAACAUCUGGGUUGUGCUGUUCUGUUGUAUAUAAAUCUUAACCAAUGAUUCCUCAUUGCAUCUACUUCUGGAAGGCCAAAUAAAGUGCUUUUUGCUUUGGCACAGAAACACACAGCAACUCCCUGACAAUACUGCUUAAACACCAACUGCGGUAACUGAAAACAUGCCUUCUUUCUUUGGAUGAACAUUUAGGCGUCAUUGCACAAUUAUUUCCACAUCGUGCCGUAGACGUGGGGGCAUGUUUGAAUGAAUCAUUUUAGCCUGGUCUGGAUUAGCCUUCUCUUUUAGGUAGAAUAAAUCAUUUUGUGGGAAACUUGGAGCUUUCUAAAUCUGCAGGUCUUGUACAUGCACAAAUAUCUAUGUAACUCACGAAAGAAAAGGAAAAAUAGAAAUCCCAUCAUAUGAUCCUUUUAAAAUAAAUUAAAUUGUUUCUACACUAAAACAAACAUGUUCCUACUUCCAAAUAAUCAAGGUCAUACGAUUUAACUUGAAUUUUUCAUAUUCAUUUAAUUUCAUUUUGAGAAUUUUAAUAGGGCUACUAUAUGUGUGUAUUCUUUAAAUCAGUUAAAUCAGCGUGGGUUAAAAGCAGAUCUUAAGUGCAUUUAUUUCUUGUCUCAUAAGUGUUUAGCGCAGUUGUUGUUGUUGUUAGGAAACACUUUUUUGUUUACUGUGUUGAGAUGUACUGCGUUUGGUCUCGUACUCAAUCGCAAACCUUGUCAGUGUUGUGCGCUUGCUUAGACCAUUGUUGCUGGCCUUGCUGUAGCUGAUCGUAGCUCUGUGUAGCUGUUUUUUGUUUCUCUAGAAUCUUUAUCUUACUAUGACUCUCAGGUUUUUUUACUUUAUUCACACCAUAUUUCUGAUAUUAUUGAUCAAUCUUAUCAGAUUAAUUUUGGUCAUUCACUUUUAUUUUAUAUCCGUGAGUGCAAUGCACCUGCAUUGCGUUAGCACUCGUUAGCUUGUCAUAAGCAUUUUCAUUCGAACCUAUCACUGUUUUCUUUUCUCCUCUCCUCUCUCUCGCUCCAGUUUUUCACAAGUUCAUCAAACAACUGUGGUAAGAAUAUUAAAUCAAGCACGAUGAGUAAUGGCUUCUCCUGCUAUUGUUAUGUGCACCUCUUGCCACAUGUACAGUUUAUCUAUCUCUGUCGCUGAUGAGGGACUCACAUGUGAUAAAUGCAGGGAAAUAGUUAGGCUGACAGAGAAGAUUUCAGAAUUAGAGACACGCAUCCAAACUUUAAUUGAGGAGAGUAAGAAUGUUAGGGCUCUAGAUACGGCUUUGGAUGCAUCUAGACACCAGCCACCAUAAACAUAAAUACAUUAAGAUUGUUAUUCACACCGGCUCUAAUGAUGUUCGACUUCGCCAGUCGGAGAUCACUAAAAAUAACUUUAAAGAGGUGUGUGAACUUGCAAGCACGAUGUCAGACACUGUAAUAUGCUCUGGUCCCCUCCCUGCUUACCGUGGUGACGAGAUGCAUAGCAGAUUGUCAUACCAUCAAUGGCUGGAUGUCUAAGUGGUGCCCACAGAAUAACAUAGGUUUCAUAGACAAUUGGCCGAGCUUUUGGGGCAGACCUGACCUGUUGAAAAGAGAUGGUCUUCAUCCCUCAAGUAUAACUUGUUUGAAAUAAAGGUGCUUCAUAUAACAUUAUCUAGAGAAACAAAUGUUAAUGAUAAAUCCCCUGUUAUGUUUGUACUGGCUACUGUAUACAGACUUUAUUAAAGAGUUUGAUGAUUUUAUAUCCGAGUUAGUUCUGGCUGCAGAUAAAGUUUUAAUAGUUGGUGAUUUUAAUACCCAUGUUGAUAAUGAAAAAGAUGCAUUGGGAUCAGCAUUUAUAGACAUUCUUUUGGGGUUAGACAACACGUGUCAGGACCUACUCGUUGUCGAAAUCAUACUCUAGAUUUAAUACUGUCACAUGGAAUUGAUGUUGAUAGUGUUUAAAUUAAAUUCAGCCAAGUAAUGAUAUCUCAGAUCAUUAUUUUGUUUUGUGCAAACUUCAUAUAGCCAAAAUUAUAAAUUCUACUUCUUGUUACAUGUAUGGAAGAACCAUCACUUCUACCACAAAAGACUGCUUUUUAAGUUAUCUUCCUGAUGUAUCCGAAUUCCUUAGCAUAUCCAAAACCUCAGAACAACUUGAUGAUGUAACAGAAACUAUGGACUCUCUCUUUUCUAGCACUUUAAAUACAGUUGCUCUUUUACGCUUAAGGAAGGUUAAGAAAACCAGUUUGACACCAUGGUAUAAUGAGCAUACUCGCACCCUAAAGAGAGCAGCCCGAAAAAUGGAGCACAGCUGGAGGAAAACAAAACUAGAGGUAUUUCGUAUUCCUUGGCGGGAAAGUAACCUACAGUACAGAAAAGCAUUAAAACUGCUAGAUCCGAUUACUUUUCUUCUCUUUUAGAAGAAAACAAACAUAACCCCAGGUAUUUAUUCAAUACAGUGGCUAAAUUAAUGAAAAAUAAAGCCUCAACAAGUGUUGACAUUUCCCAAUUGUAACCAUUCAGCCGUCAGCUACAGUAUCACAUCAGACAGUGCACUAUAGACCCCCUGAGGAACAGUUCCACUCAUUCUCUACCAUAGGAGAGGAAGAAUUGUAUGUACUUGUUAGAUCAUCUAAACCAACAACAUGUAUGUUAGACCCUAUACCAUCUAAGCUCCUAAAAGAGGUGCUUCCAGAAGUCAUAGGUCCUCUUCUGACUAUUAUUAAUUCCUCAUUGUCAUUAGGAUUUCCCAAAGACCUUCAAACUGGCUGUUAUUAAGCCUCUCAUCAAAAAAAAAAAAAAAACACGACGUGACCCCAAAUAACUAUUUAAUUAUAGACCAAUCUCCCUUUUCUGUCCAAGAUACUAGAAAAGGUGGUAUCCUCACAAUUAUAGUUUGUAGCAGUGAAUGAAGAGUUAUCAUAUCGAUCACAAGUGCAGUAUGGAGUACCUCAAGGCUCAGUACUAGGGCCACUACUCUUCACGAUUUAUAUGUUACCCUUGGGAGAUAUCAUCAGGAAACAUGGUGUGAGCUUUCACUGUUAUGCUGAUGAUACGCAGCUCUAUAUUUCUUCGCAGCCUCGUGAAACACACCAAUUUGAAAAACUAGUGAAAUGCAUAGUCGAUAUAAAAAACUGGAUCACGAGUAAUUUCUUGUUGCUAAAUUCUGAAAAAAACAGAGGUGUUAAUUAUAGGACCUAAAAAACUUUGCAUGUAAUAACCUAGAACACUGUCUAAGACUUGAUGGCUGCUCUGUCAAUUCUUCGUCAUCAGUUAGGAUCUGGCUCCCUAUCAAACAUCGUAUAGAUUUUAAAAUAUUGCUUAUUACUUAUAAAGCCCUGAAUGGUUUAGCACCUCAGUAUUUGAAUGAGCUCCUUUUACAUUAUAAUCCUCUACGUCCGCUAUGUUCUCAAAACUCAGGCAAUUUGAUAAUACCUAGAAUAUCAAAAUCAACUGCGGGCAGCAGAUCCUUUUCCUAUUUGGCUCCUAAACUCUGGAAUAACCUACCUAACAUUGUUCGGGAGGCAGACACACUCUUGCAGUUUAAAUCUAGAUUAAAGACCCAUCUC